Messenger RNA from Emiliania huxleyi CCMP1516, 1092 nucleotides. RefSeq lists its product as hypothetical. The transcript has a single exon. The coding region runs from base 1 to 1092 and encodes 363 amino acids. Gene Ontology annotation, cellular component: perinuclear region of cytoplasm; cytosol; nucleus. The record is from RefSeq and is a predicted model, not a curated record. Gene Ontology annotation, molecular function: GTPase activator activity; small GTPase binding. Gene Ontology annotation, biological process: nucleocytoplasmic transport; activation of GTPase activity. NCBI's taxonomy places the organism in Eukaryota, Haptophyta, Isochrysidales, Noelaerhabdaceae.
AUGGGCGGCCGCUACCGGACAAUGACGUGCAGCAACCAGCCGCAGGACGGUCCAACCACGUGCUGCCUGGCAGAUCUGCCGCAGGAUGCCCUGCUGCUCGUGUUUGACGCCGUGGCUGACCCGCUCCACCCCGCGACCGCCUGCCACUUCAUGGCCUCUUGCAAAGCUGUGCUCGGUGCCGUCAGGGCUAGCGGUGACAGUUGCUCAAAGGCGGCCGGGCUUCCAAGUGCUCCAAGCGCACUCCAACUAUUUCGGCACUGGUCGGAGAGGGCGGCGGUGCUAUGCGAGGCAAACGGCACGACGCGGGCGCAGCUAAGAACGGCGACUGAGUUCUACCCACGUUCCCACCCAAGCGAGCGCUUUGGCCCUGCCGUUCGCGACGCGUUGUCUCUCUGCCAUCUGCUCGCCUGUGGCUCGCUCCGCGGGCUCCGCGACCUCGACCUGGGCGACAUGGAGUGGAGCCGCUUCGUCGCCAAGCUGCACGGCAGCAAGGACACCGUGGUCUUGCCCAUUCUCCACGCACUGGCCGGCGGGGCGCUGCCACAGUUGCGGCGGCUAAACCUCUACCGUUGCAGCCUCGGUGAUGGGUUCUUCAUGGCGCUCUCGGCGACGCUCGCGGCCAGCCCAAAGCGCGUUCUCCCCGCCCUAGAGACGCUCUACCUCGACGCCAACAACAUCACCAGCCAAGGUGCGUGCGCCCUGGCGGGUGCCCUGGCUAGAGGCGCGCUGCCGCAGCUGAAGGAGCUCUACCUGUGGAACAAUGACAUCGACGGCGCCGGCGUCGCCGCAUUGGCGAGGGUGGGGAGGGAGGGACGCUUGCAGGCGCUGGAGAAGCUCGAUCUCCAGGGCAACGACGGCAUCUCUGCCGCUAGCCAAGAAGUGCUGGCCGCGGCCGUGAGCGACGGCGCCUUCCCCUCUCUGCGGGAGUUGUGGCUUCCGGCGAAGGCCGAAUGCGAGCCCGAGCACGCGCGCAGCGUCGCAGCGUGCGAGGCGCGGAACGUGAAGGUCACGCUGUGCUUCUUCACGUACUGCGACGGCGAGUCGGAGCAGGACGGCAUGUCCGAGGACGAGCUGGAAGAGGAUGGGGACUAG